Molecule: messenger RNA, 7171 nt
Organism: Pangasianodon hypophthalmus (striped catfish)
Lineage: Eukaryota; Metazoa; Chordata; Actinopteri; Siluriformes; Pangasiidae
Gene: nfia
Product: nuclear factor I/A
Exons: 12
Coding region: 1196-2773 (525 amino acids)
Biological process (GO): regulation of transcription by RNA polymerase II
Cellular component (GO): nucleus
Molecular function (GO): DNA-binding transcription factor activity, RNA polymerase II-specific; RNA polymerase II cis-regulatory region sequence-specific DNA binding
Source: RefSeq, a predicted model, not a curated record
AGUACUUCGCGACCUGGUGCUCGGAAUCCAGUCGCCUCGGUUUACGCUAGACUAAAGCAGGGUUAGAAGAGGGCUAAACGGCGGUGUUGUCCCGCCUGAGCCUCGGUGGGAGUCGCCGGUGCGGAGGGCGCUGUGCUGCUGAGGGACGAAGGAGCGGAGAGUUUCUCCUCCGGGCAAAAGUGAAGUGUGAGCUCGGCGCGGGACUGCGGCUCGUCUCCGCUCUCCGGGACUUGAGCUCACUUUGCUCUUUAUUUUCCCUCUUUCUCAGGCUGACACUGCAACGACGACACAGGACCGGUGCCGGCUUUUAUUUAUUUAUUUAUUUAUAUAUAUUUUUGCAACAGGCAACUUGUCUUGUGUCGUUCUUCGAGGAUCUUGCUGUGAUCUCCGUGAAACCCCCUGUUUUCUGAAGCUCCGGCUCGGCUGAAGCCUCGAUCGCCGCAUGCCUGCGAAUGCAAUGGUUUGGUUUAACGCAAACGAUCAACAGCCCGGCUCUGCGAGAUACAAAAGUGCGACUCUGAGUUUUUCCAAAGCAUCCGGAGGACUUUUUAUAUGACAGUCUUUGUUUUUUCUGAACACGCGAAUGAAAUGCAGGAUAAAACGAUCGCUUUCUUUCGGUGAUUUUUGACACCGCUCUGUGUGUCUCUGCGCGCGCGUGCGCGCGCGUUUAUUUUUCGCCUCUCUCCGCCACGGGACAGUUUCAGCUCAGCACCACAGACCGUGUCUUUUGCUCAAAGUUGUGUGAUGGUUUCGGUUGUAAAGCGGAGGCUUUUAACGGCGGACAGAGUCCGGUAGCGGCUGGUGGAGAGUGCGGUGGGAAGCCGCGCGCGCGACUCGAGGCGGGGUUAAAGUUCAUCACGGAGCGCUGAGGCAGCGCCGCUCGCGCUUCGCUACAGUCGGAAAUGUGAAAGCAAGCAAGAAGCAGCCUUUAUUUUUUCCCCUCUCUCCCUUUUCUGUCUGUCUCUUCUUUUUUUCUUUUUCAUACACACACGUACACACACACACACACACAGGCGGACGCUGCGAUCACAAGUAAACGGACACACACACACACACACACGCGCGCUCACACACACACACUCACACAUCAACACGUACAUACAUAAACACGCCGAUUCGUUACAGUUAUCCAAACAUACAUACAUACAUACGUACAUACAUACAUACAUACACUUCCCAAAUUCGAGCACCAGAUAUGUAUUCUCCGCUAUGCCUAACACAGGAUGAAUUCCAUCCUUUCAUCGAAGCACUGCUGCCCCACGUGCGUGCGUUCGCCUACACUUGGUUUAACCUGCAGGCCCGCAAGCGAAAGUACUUCAAGAAGCACGAGAAGCGCAUGUCCAAGGAAGAGGAGCGCGCUGUGAAGGACGAGCUGCUGAGCGAGAAGCCUGAGGUCAAACAGAAGUGGGCGUCGCGGCUGCUGGCCAAACUGCGCAAGGACAUCCGGCCCGAGUUCCGCGAGGAUUUUGUGCUCACCGUGACGGGAAAGAAGCCUCCGUGCUGUGUGCUCUCCAACCCCGACCAAAAAGGCAAGAUGAGGAGGAUCGACUGCCUGCGCCAGGCAGACAAAGUGUGGCGAUUGGACCUGGUCAUGGUGAUUUUAUUCAAAGGUAUUCCCCUUGAAAGUACUGAUGGCGAGAGGCUGGUUAAAUCACCGCAGUGCUCGAACCCAGGGUUGUGCGUGCAGCCGCAUCACAUAGGAGUUUCUGUUAAGGAGCUGGACCUGUACUUGGCCUACUUUGUACAUGCAGAAGCUACGCAGUCUGAAAGUCCAAACCAGCCCAGUGAAGGAGAUGUUAAGGACCAGCCAGAAAAUGGACAUCUGGGCUUCCAAGACAGUUUUGUCACAUCAGGUGUCUUCACCGUGUCCGAACUUGUCCGAGUCUCGCAGACCCCAAUUGCGGCAGGGACAGGACCCAACUUCUCACUGGCAGAUUUGGACAGCUCCUCUUACUACAGUAUGAGCCCAGGGGCUAUGAGACGGCCCCUACCUAGCACCUCUUCUAGCAGUUCUGCAAAGCGGAUUAAGUGCAUGGAGGAGGAGGUGGACAGUCCAGGCGAGGAGUCCUACUACCCUGGUCAGGGGCGAUCUCCAGGUAGCGGAAGCCAAGCCAGCAGCUGGCAUGAAGUAGAGCCAGCUGGAUAUAAACUGCGUGGCUCGCUAGCUAGUUCGUUCAUCUCAAGACAAGGAAUGCCAUCGCCCACCACAUUAAAGAAGUCAGAGAAGUCUGGUUUCAGCAGCCCCGUGCCUUCGCAGACCUCCUCCUCCCCCCGAACGGCAUUCACACACCAUCAUCGAGCAGUCAUUACAGGACCCAGAGCGAGUCCUCAUGCCACGCCGUCAAGUCUUCAUUUCCCGACGUCUCCAAUCAUCCAGCAGCCCGGGUCCUACUUCUCCCACCCUGCCAUCCGCUACCACCCACAGGAGACGCUCAAGGAGUUUGUCCAACUUGUCUGCCCUGACAGUGGUCAGCAAGCUGGACAGGUGGGCUUCCUGAAUCCCAAUGGCAGCAGUCAAGGGAAAGUUCACAACCCGUUCUUGCCCACGCCCAUGUUGCCCCCACCACCGCCCCCGCCCAUGGCGCGACCUGUGCCACUGCCCGUGCCAGACUCCAAACCUCCCUCCACCACGGCCGAGGGAGGGGGCACCUCGCCCACCUCGCCAACCUACUCCACACCGAGCACGUCCCCCGCCCAGCGCUUUGUCAGUGUGGGCCCCAGAGACCCCAGCUUUGUAAAUAUCCCUCAGCAGCCUCAGUGGUACCUGGGCUAAGGACUUCAGAUUCAGACCGGCCUCUCCCGAGCUCAAAUGCCCCUCCCUGCCUCCCCUGAGUGUGACCUUCAAAUGUUCCCACCGAUGUGACGCGCCAGGAUCUGCCCGCCGCCCUCAACGCCCACAGACCCACAGCAUGGCUACAGCAGAACCCAGAACAAAUCCGAAUAAAUCAACUCAACACGCUUACAACAAACAUACUCAGUAUCUGUAUAUCCCAUAUAUAUUCCUCCAGAUGUAUGGUUUCUAUUCCUAUAUUCAUAUAUAGUAACUGUCCAGCUCUUCUCUCUUCAGGAGAUUGGGCUUGACAAUGGAGAGAUCUGAUUUACUUGGAAACUUGCAUGAAUUUUUUUGUUCAACCAGAUAAGGAAAACAUAAUGUGACACAAUCAAAGAGCUUCCUUCGGUCCAUGACUGUACCCCGUCUCAUCGAGAGCCGAAUCUCUUUAUCACUAAUUCCUGAAUUUGGUGCAGUUUCACGUAUCGGCUACGUGAUUUGAUCAUCCCGGACUGGCGCUCCCCAUGCUCCUCUCCCCCCGUGUUUGGCAGGAUCUGGUGGAUCUGGCGGUUUUUGGGUAGAACGUUAGUUCUGCUUUUGAACUUCUUACAGAGGUUUUACUUGGAUCAGAUAUUCCACCAGCUAAAACCUCUCUCUUGACUCAGUAGUCUGCUCUGACCAGAACUGUUCGUCCAUAUCUUCACCGCCAAGACCGUCAGCACCAUGCCCACGGCCCAACAGACUUCAUGUGCCAGGAAAUGGCAACUAUGAGAAGAAUUUCCCCUGGUUUGUGUCUCGGGGCAGGAAGUGAGAAGAUGGUGAUGUUCGAUAUGAGCUCAGAAGGCUGUAAAGUGAAGAAUUAAUAAGGGAGAUUUUUUUAAAAAGAAAUUGUCUCCCAUCUUGGAGAUGCGUUCAUAUUUUGUUUUUGUGUUUUUGAGUCAUUUCAGUUGUUUCUAAUACACCCCAUGUAAAGGUCUGCUAUUAGAGAGAACGGGCGGAUAGAAAGGCUGAGCUUCCAUUCAUUAACAAGAUGUAAGACGACCAUAAUUGGAGGUAAAUGGAAUUUUGAAUUGAGGAAAGUGCAAUUUUGUUGGAAAGCUGGCAGAUUGUUAAAUAUCUUUUGUAAGAUAGAUCAUUGCAGCGAUUGUUGAAAAGUAUAUAUCUAUAUAUAUUUUUCUUCCUAGUCCAUUCACACCUCUGGGACUCUAAAAUAUCGGGGUACAAAAAUAGAACAACUAGCCUAGUGAGAAAUAGAAGGAGCUGUAUGUGCUUAUUAUUUUUUUUUUAUGUUCAUUCAUUUUUGUAAAUUUGUUCGUAUUGUAGAACAAAUAUCCCUUUAAGAAAAUUUAAACAAUCAAUUUUAAACAUUUUGACAACUUCAUCCAUGCAUUGACAUUAGACUGCUGUGCAAGUUUGUUUCCAAAAAGCUAAUUAACUUAUUUUAAUGAAGCACAUAAUGUAGGAGCAGUAGCUGUUCUUAAUUUCUCAUCAGGCAAAAUCCAUUGCGUGUAACAUAAGAAAGACCUGAUCAUAUCAGCAGCUUCAGAAAUGGUUGGUUAUGAGAGCUCUCAGAAUAGGAACACUAAUCUGUGGUCAGUUUAUAUAUUUUUUGAUGUUCUAUAUGGACAAAUCCCAGCACUCUUAAACCCUUUCUUCUCUCAGUAUGGUCCUUAUUCUUCUUUAACUGAAAGCUCUUGUGCCUGUUCUGUGACCACAGACUGGUAGUUGAUGCCGGGGUGACACAACAAAAAAAAGUCGGUAACCUUUAUGAAAGUGUUAUACAAAAUAACAAAGAAAAAAACAAAUGUGAAGAUCAGACAAAACAUGAAUGCAACCACAGAGCGAAGCCUUUCUUAAUUCAUUUGCUUCGCAUGCGAUUUAACCGUUAUUCUUUAUUUGACUUUUGAUUUUUUUUCCUACAGUACAUAUAUAAUAAAUACACUUACACCUGACUCAUCCACUGUUGAUCAAAUCUCAGAAAAGUAAGAAAAAACACAAAAAAACUGCAUGUUCUAGUGUUAGUGACAAAUUUUUACAUAGAUUAUGUAGAGUUAAAGUAGUGUGAAUAAAGACACAAUAUUGUAAUCCCAACUCCAGGCACUUGCCAAAUCGAAUAUUUUGUUUGGCCCCUUAAACAUAGGGUAUUUUUACUGCUGUCCUCACAAUCAACCAGCUAACACAUCUUUGUGAUUCUCCUUAGCUUCUUGUCCUUUCUCUAUAUUGUCCCCCCUCCUUUGUCACUCUUAAAACAAUCAUUCUUUUUUUUUCAUUGCAAGAGCAAUUCACUUUCUCCUCUCAAAUUGCUUGAAAAACAGUUGUUCCUCAUCAAUGUGCCUUGAGUGAUGGUCUAGUCCUGAGUUGAUUCACAAGUUGCAGUGCUUUUUAUUCCCAGAUCUUUUCCACCUUGCUGCUACUAUGCAGAGAAUCAGAGAGUGAAGCAGAUAAUAGGAAUAUGUGCUAAUAAUACAGUAAGAGGAGCAGCGUGUGAGCUGAGGCCUUGUGAUACUUCUUGUACAAGACUCAGUCUUGUACUACAGUGUUAAUCAUGUGCAGGCCCUCAGUAGUUGUAUAAUCAAUAGGAAAUUAAACAUUUAUUAGUGUAACUGUUAUAGUUCUGACACCCAGGCCCUUUUUAGGUAGUGUGUUGAUAUUUAUGGAUGUAAAACUUUUUUUUUUUUAGUCUUCCUGUUUUUGUUCCCAGAACAAUAAAAUAAGAAGAAAAAAAGACAUUAAUGAAUUAAUUAAUUAAUUAAUAUGCAAUACUUGCUUGCACUCAUUUAGAUGUCCUUUUUUUCUUUCAUUUUUUUCUUUUUCUUUUUUUUUUUAACCAAAGUUAGUGUUGCACUUGACUGGCUGGUUGACAGAUUCGCUUUUCAUUAAAACUCCGCACCAGUCGUGUUUAGGUAUUCUACUUUCUUUGCGCUCGACCUAAAUGACCAUUCACUUAUUAGACUUCCUCUUUCUUUUCAUUUUGGUCACAAACAAGCCUUAAGGAAACUUCCUCUCCAGUACAACAAUGUUUAACGUACAUGCAUUUAAGCAUUUAAUAAAUUACAAAAUGCCCAUUUUAUGUACAUGUUGAUCUUCCAUAAUAACCUGUUUUAUUGUCUAUUCCAUAUACAGUAUAUCAUUUAAGAAAAAAAUAUGGAGAAAAUUUUCCAGGUGUCUGAUAUGGCGUUUUAGUGGUUACACGUGUGUGGAUUGUGUGUGCUUUCUUUUUUCUAUUAUUUUUUCAUUAGUAUGUCAGGUUUUUUUUUUGUUGUUGUUUUUUUUUUUCAUUGUUCUUUGCCUACCCUUUAGUAAUGAGUUGGGCAUUAUUUCCUUAAUUAUCUGCACUAAAUAUGAAAGAAUGACAGUCAUGAGGAUUUAAAAAAAAAAAAAACAGCUUCCAGGGCUUAAAAGAGCAAAGGGAAAAAAUUGAUUGCACGGACAUUUUUUUUUUGUCACAGAAGCUUAGUUUAGUUUAGAGCAGCCUAGCAUCUAAUCAGCAGGAUCAUCUGGCUGUGUGUGUAAGAUAAUGACAAAAUUGCACCCUUUUUAAAGAAAGACAAAAAAAGAGAAAAAAUAUAAAAGCAAUAGCUUGGGCAGUCUGUUUUGUUCUUGUGUGUGUAAUUUUAGUUAGUUUUUUUGUUUUGUUUUGUUUUGUUUUGUGGUUUAUUUUAUUUUAUUUUAUUUUUUUUUGGAGGGGGGUUACAAACAUAGAGUUUUGGGGAGAAGAAGAACAAAUCUAAUUGAAAUCGAGAAGAGAGCUAGGACUAGGACGCCGCUGAGUAUGGGAGAUCUGUUGUUUGUAUAUUGUAUAGUUUUAUUAAUUACACUGAUUUUAAAGCUGCCCUAUUUUAUAAUGCAGGACUUUUGUAACAUUGAUUAAAUGAGGAAAAACUAGUGUUGUGAAUUUUUGCAUCGUUUGUAAUAAGGCCACAUUAAUAGAACUGUUUUUUUUUUGUUUGUUUGUUUGUUUGUUUGUUUGUUCUCUGGGGAACUGGAUUUAAGUUGAAAACUUUCCUGUUUCCUGAUUUAUCUUUGUUUUCUUUUGCUUUCCUUUUUGUAUGUAUUUAAAGACAUUUUUGUUUUUUUCCUUCUUUUGAUGGUAUAGAGUAUUUCCUAUACUUGAAAAGUAUAAGGUAUUGAGGUGAAAGCCCCAUUGUAAAUGGAUGUUACAAGUAUGCUUGCUGUAUGUUUUGAAGGUUCUUUGUUGCAUCAGUGUUGAUGAAGCUAAAUUUAGGUAAUUCUGAGGAUGUUGGUAAGAAAUGAGAGCGUUUUUAUGCAUUUUAAAAUUAGUUUUAGGCAGAAGACAAUGACAUAGACAGCCAAAGGAUGCCCCUAUUAUAAAUGCAUCUAGGCAUCUUUUUGUGUUCACCAUUCCAUGCAGGAAAAUAAACAGCUUGAUAUGCAACAUGA